Mercenaria mercenaria is the source of this 1752-nucleotide messenger RNA. RefSeq lists its product as uncharacterized. The record is from RefSeq and is a predicted model, not a curated record. The transcript has 2 exons. The coding region runs from base 323 to 691 and encodes 122 amino acids. NCBI's taxonomy places the organism in Eukaryota, Metazoa, Mollusca, Bivalvia, Venerida, Veneridae.
UCAAUUUAUCAACAAAUGAUUAUUGCAACUGGGUUAGUACAUGUAGAGAUUUCGGGGUGUGGCUCUUGUUGCGUUUGACGUUCUCAUGGCUUCAGAGGGUUCCUAUGUCAAGGGGAGCCUUUACAGACUGGAGGAACCGGGACUAGAGUGCGGAAUAUGUUACGAAUUACGUGUUUUACUGAAAUCAGGCGGAUAUUGUGUUGACUGUGAAGAAUAUAUAUGUGCAUCAUGUUUGCAAUUCCAUUGAGGUUUCAAAGCGACAAUACACCAUAAUGUGCUUAUUAAAGAAGCCUUGAUAAAUCAUUACACGAUUCAGAAUAAAAUGAAAGAUAUAAAGAUAGAAACAUGUGCAAAACAUAAUGAAGCCAUAAGAUUUUAUUGUGUAAAUCACGAUGUUAUCAGGUGCAGCAUGUGUAAAGUACUUGGUCAUAGGUUAUGUGUCGAUAUUAAGUAUCUUAUAGAUAUUCUGAAUGACGAAGCUGCUGGGACUUCCGGAUCACAUCAAGAACGAGUCAUAAAACUUUUGAAUGAAUUGCAGGAGAACGUUGCCUCAGAAACAAAUUCCAAAGAUUUAUGGGCAGGAACAACCGAUCUUCCGAAAGCCAACUCAGUCGUGAAGAAUUCUACAACCAAUACGAGGUUCCCAACUCCCAUCGGUAAUGGGCAAGUGAUUCGAAGUAAGCGACUGUAACACGAGUCCCCUCUCGCACCCAAGUACAUAGAUUACUGGUGGCGGCUAUAAAUAAACUUAUAUACAAGCAAACGACAAUAUCAUAAAGUACUGCAUAUACAGCAACCACAGCUGUGUAAGUUCAAUAAAGGCACACAUGUAGUCAAUUCACGGACUUUGCUGGUACUAAUAAACUUUGAUAAUGUGGCAGUUGAGUCCAAUAAGUCCAGGGGUGUUCAAAGAUAAUCCGUCAUAGAUCUAUUGUAAAGCAAAUAUUGGAUUUACCUGUAUUGGAAAAUAAACAGUGUCAAUUGGAUUUAGGUCAACUGCCACAUUAUCAAAGUUUAUUAGUAUAUUUCAUGACAUGUACGUACAUAAAUAUUUUCGUUCUCGUAGUUCGAUUGCGAAGCGUUAGAUUACCAUAUAAUUGGAACGUGUAAACAAACCCAGACUUAAUUUCUUUAUUAUGUCCUUUUUCCAAACAUAUGUCGGACCCAUUAUUGUAUAAAUAGAGAACGAUAACGAAAAAAUUAUCGGAAAAGUCGAUUAUGUCUUUAUUGGUAAUUCAGGGGUUUCUUUAUAGUCAAUACGAUUCAAUAAUAGUACAACUAUUUUGUCACGUAUAAUGGUUUCACUACCCGAUUCCCCUUUUCUCAAUAGUAACAUUAACAUGUUAUUGUUACAAAUAACAUGCGAGAGUAGUAAAAUCUGUAUAAACCGAUAUAGACUGACCAUAUGUGUAUUGCCAUAACAUACAGCCAACAGCCAGUUCAUGGAAAUAAUACCGGCGUCCGCCAAGACAGGUGCAUCUGUAACAUAUAAACAUUUCUUUUUUCUUUUUUCAUUUUUUUUGCAAUGUUUAAAUGUGUAAUCCAUAUAUACCUUCUUUUCAAAAUAAAAUAGUUAGUUAAAUCACAAAGCCUUAAAGGUUAUGUUAUGUUUGAUUAGCUAAAAACUUAAAGUUAUAUCCAGAUUGUAAUGGAGCAUACACUUAAUCAACCCGGAAGACAUUAAGGUUUAAUGAAAGGAGAUGUUUUUAAAUCAGAUGAGAAAAUUAAUACACUCAGUUAUUUUUAAAGGUG